GCUGAUUAUCAUUGAGCGAGAGUAGAAUUAGUUUAUACAAUCCAUAUUCGUUUCGUGUACUCGUAAAUUAUUAAAUAAUAUAUUUUUUUUUUUUUUUUUUCAUUGCAUAUUUUUAGAGCUUAUUCAGCAAUUUUUAAGGUGAUAUUAUAGCGCAUAUUUAUGCAAUUUUAAAUGCUGUAAAAUCCCAACUCUGGUGAUUAAUGAUUGUCACAAGCUGCAAUGAACACAAUUGUGUUAUAAAUUUAAAAUGAAUCGUCAAGCAUUUAAAUUAAUAACAUUUGAUAUAACUGGUACAUUACUUAAAUAUCGAAGUUCUCCUGCUAUAGAAUACUCAAAUGUUCUUAAAAAAUAUGGAGUAAAAGUCAAAUUGUCAACUCUUGAAGAUUUGAUUAAUAAAAAUUGGACAUUCAUGACAAAAACACAUCCAAAUUUUGGCCUCAAUACAGGUCUUGGAUGGGAAAAAUACUGGAGAACUUAUGCUCAUAAUGUUUUUAAUAGAGCAUUUCAUAUAGAAAGUAUAUCAGACAAUGUACCUUUGGAAGCAAUAAUUGAUGACUUAAUGAUUAUAUACAGUACUGGAGAAACGUUUAAAGUACAGAAUGGAGCUAUAGAGUUAUUGGAGUAUUUAAAUAAAGAACAAAUAACAUUGGGAGUCAUAACUAAUUAUGAUCCAAGAAUUAAAUAUAUGUUAAAAAAUCUUGGUCUUUCUCAUUAUUUUAAAUUUAUUUUGUCUUCAUAUGAAGCCAAGUUUGAAAAACCUAAUUUUCAAAUAUUCAGAGAAGCUGAAUCAUAUGUCAACUAUCAAUUAAAUUUUAAUCGAAAGUUGUUUUUGCACAUAGGAGAUUCAUAUUUAUUUGACUUUAAAGGUGCUGAAGAUGCUGGAUGGUCAGCAUGUUUAGUGCAUACUGAUAAAAAUAUAAUAAAAAAAUACCCAAAUGUAAAUGGUUAUAUAUUUGAUGAUUUUAACGCUCUGAAAAUGUUCUUAAUAUCAUGUAAUGCAAAAAAUAUCUGUUCUGAAUAGCAAUAUUAAUAGUUUUUGUCCUUAUGGAAUUUAUUUUGAUUACCUUAAUGUUAUUUAUUAUCAUUUAUAAUUUUUAAAUCUAUUAGUAUAAACUUGUAUAAAUGUAAUCAUAUGUUAACAUAUCCUUCAUAUUUAAACGCUUUUUAUAUUUUAAUAAAUUAUUAUAAUCGGUACAAUAUAUUUUAUAAU
Molecule: messenger RNA, 1210 nt
Organism: Sipha flava (yellow sugarcane aphid)
Lineage: Eukaryota; Metazoa; Arthropoda; Insecta; Hemiptera; Aphididae
Product: rhythmically expressed gene 2 protein-like
Exons: 2
Coding region: 248-1021 (257 amino acids)
Source: RefSeq, a predicted model, not a curated record